AUGAUCAGAUCCGAUCGUUCCCUAACUGAACUCACCCUCGUCCCCCCCUCGCGCCCUCCCGCAGUGAGCAACUUCAACGUGACGGACUAUCGCGACUGGGCGGCGAUCACCGCCGCGGGCGUCCCAAUCGGGUGGUACGCCGGCAUGAGCGCGGCGAAGUCAGUCGCGAAGCCGUGCGCGUACAUCGCGGCGGCGAUGGGCGCGUGGGGGGGGUUCUGUUGGGCGUGCCAGAGCUCCACGGGUCGACUCAUGGGGUUCAAGGAGAACCCGGAGGAGGUGAAGCGAGCGGGGCGGCGGUGA
Messenger RNA from Micromonas pusilla CCMP1545, 300 nucleotides. RefSeq lists its product as uncharacterized. The record is from RefSeq and is a predicted model, not a curated record. The transcript has a single exon. Bases 1 to 300 code for a protein of 99 amino acids. Lineage: Eukaryota; Viridiplantae; Chlorophyta; Mamiellophyceae; Mamiellales; Mamiellaceae.